Messenger RNA from Eruca vesicaria subsp. sativa (arugula), 2690 nucleotides. The record is from the annotation of a GenBank genome assembly. Lineage: Eukaryota; Viridiplantae; Streptophyta; Magnoliopsida; Brassicales; Brassicaceae.
AUGGAGAGGAGGUUGUUCCUAGUUCAAAUUCUGAUAUGGGUGAUUGUAGUGAUGGCGCAGAUACAUAGAUACAAGAGCUGUGUUGAGAAAGAAAGGAAGGGUUUGUUGGAGCUCAAGACAUACCUGCUGCUCUCAGGGGACAAGGAAGACCGCACUUUUGAUACUUGGAGUAAUGACACAGUGAGUGAUUGUUGCAGGUGGGAGAGAGUUAAGUGUAAUCGUACAACACUAAGGGUUAUUGGCCUCGCUCUCCAUGAACUUGAUUUGAUAGAUUCUCCUCUUCUAAAUCUUUCCUUGCUGUAUCCCUUUGAAGAGCUUCAAAAUCUGAACUUAUCUAGUAGCUGGUUCAGAGGAUUCAGUGCCUCGUUCGUGGAUGGGAUUUGCGAGUUGAAAAAUCUGCAAGAGCUCGACCUCAGCUAUAACCAACUCAUAGGUGAGUUUCCAUUAUGCUUAACCAGCUUGACUGGACUCCGAGUUCUUGAUCUCUCAUCAAACCAAAUAAAUGGGGAGGUGCCCUCAGCUAUUAGUAGCAUUGAAUCCCUCGAGUACUUAUCACUGUUUGAAAACGAUUUCCAUGGUUUCUUCUCGUUGGGUUCGCUUUCCAACCUCUCAAAGCUUAAGGUAUUCAAGCUUUCUUCAGUAUCCAACUCACUCCAAGUGGAGUCAGAAGGAUCAUGGAAGCUUAACUUUCAGUUACAUGUGAUUGCACUUCGGUCUUGUAACUUGGGAAUGCUUCCUCAUUUUCUCCUACACCAGAAAGAGUUACGUCUGGUUGAUCUCUCCAACAACAGACUUCAUGGAGUAUUUCCUUCUUGGCUAAUGGAGAACAAUACAAAUCUUGAAGUUUUGGUUCUACAGAAUAACUUGUUUACGAGCUUUCAGCUACCUAAAUCUGCUCAUAAUCUACUUCUUCUGGAUGUCUCAGCUAAUGAGUUAAGCCAAACUUUUCCUGAAAACAUUGGGUGGAUACUUCCUAAUGUACGGCAUAUGAACCUAUCAGAGAACAGCUUUCAAGGAAAAUUGCCAUAUUCUCUAGGUAACAUGAAGAAGAUGUACUAUUUGGAUCUAUCUCACAAUGGUUUCUACGGGAAACUACCAAGGAGUUUAACAAUGGGUUGUUAUUCUUUGAUGUUUCUUAAGCUUUCUCACAACAAACUUAGCGGCCACAUUUUUCCGGAGCCAGCAAACUUGACUUCCUUGUUUGUCUUGACUUUGGAUAAUAACCAAUUUGAGGGGAAGAUUGGAGAUGGCUUACUGAACUCGAGUUCCAUAUAUGUGCUUGACUUGUCGAAUAACUAUCUAACUGGUGUUAUUCCUAGUUGGAUUGGCAACUUUUCUGACCUGUACAUGCUCCUGAUUUCAAACAAUCUCUUAGAAGGUCGAAUACCUGCUUCGUUGUUUGACAUGACUGUCAUCUCGCUGUUGGACCUCUCUGCAAACAGAUUGGAUGGCGACAUACCUCUACCCCUCAACUCCAACUUUGGCUUCUUGUUCCUGCAAGAUAAUGAUUUAUCAGGGUCUAUCCCAGACGCAUUACUGGAAAAUGUCAACAUACUUGAUCUAAGAAACAACAGAUUGUCUGGUAAUAUCCCCGAGUUCACCAACAGCCAAGACAUCUACAUUCUUCUUCUGCGGGGGAAUAAACUAACUGGUCAUAUUCCUGUCCAGCUGUGUGGCUUACGCACCAUUCAACUUUUGGAUCUUUCUAAAAAUAGAUUCAAUGGAUCCAUACCUUCAUGUUUUAGCAAUAUAUCAUUUGGUUUAUUGAAUGAAGAUGAGGCAUAUGCUUUUGGUAAUAAAAUAAGUUUCGGGUCUAGUGAUAUCUUUGGUGGUUUGGGUUUCGACUUGGACUUCUUUUCCGAGGAUGAUUUAGGCAUGUAUUAUAGAUCUAAGCUUAUGCUAGAUCCAUUUACUGUAGACUACAUGGCAGACAGUGAGAUCAGAAUUCAGUUCGCAACAAAACGAAGAUAUGAUUUCUACAUGAGUGAAACUCUUGGAUAUAUGUUUGGACUGGAUCUCUCUGAGAAUGAGCUAAGUGGUGAGAUCCCAGAAGAGCUUGGAGAUCUUGUUCAAAUACGAGCACUGAAUCUUUCUCACAAUCUCUUAUCAGGUGUCAUCCCAGAAAGUUUCUCCAAUAUGAAGGAUUUAGAAAGCCUUGAUCUUUCCUUCAACAUCUUACACGGCCAAAUCCCGAGUCAGCUUACAAAGCUGAGCAGUCUUGCUGUGUUUAAUGUCUCUUACAACAACUUAUCAGGUAUCAUUCCACUGAAAGGUCAAUUUAGCACCUUUGAUGAAACCAGUUACUUUGGUAAUCCUCUUCUGUCUUCUCUGUGGACAACCCUCCAACAGAAGUUGUAAUGAUGACACUUUGAAAGAAAAGCCGGCGGAUGUUGGAGAAGAGAAAGAAGAUAUGAUCGACAUUGUGUCUUUCUACUGGGGCAUUUUUGCAGCCUAUGUGACAAUACUGCUAGGGAUAAUUGCUUCACUCUCGUUUGAUUCUUCGUGGAGUCGAACUUGGUUUUCUGUUGUUGAUGUUUUCAUCCAUAAAGUGAAAAGUCUGAUAUCAUAGACUUUCUGUCAGGUCUAAGUUCUAACUCCUCUAUCUGUCUCUCCUUUUCUCUUUUUUAUCUGAUGGAAUGUGAAAUAUUCUCUGACUUGUAACUCAUGUAUUGUAGCUCCCCAUGAGAGCA